UAACUCGCCUCGGCUGCCCCCGGCUUUUAAGCCCUGCCACUCGCCCAUCAAACACCAUUGGAGGCUGAGAGGACUGCUUAAAUACGGCUCUACCAUCCAUCGGGCCAGCAGCGUCCCGUCGGAGCGAGCAAACACCAGCAGCCCAGAGGCGCUAAACAAGCUGCAGACGCCGCUGCGGCGCUAAACGAGCUGCCCCGACGCCGCCACAGCGUUCAACGAGCUGCCCGGACGCCGCCGCGGCGCUAAACCAUGAUGGGCGGCAUGGGCGACGCCGCGGCCAUCGCGUCCGCCCUCGCCAAGACGAAGCGGCGGGGCCACGCCGCCGCCGAGGCCGCGAGGGCGCCCGCGCCGCCGCCCAUAAACUUCGACGCACAUCUAGAUGACGGCCCGGUGGCCGGCAAGGCCUACCCGAGCGGCGAGUGGUAUCCCAGACGCAAGCCCGGCCCGCACCCCUACGACUGCGUGCCGCCCGGGGCUAGAAGGCCGGUAGUGUUCCCCCACGGCGAGUCGAGCGUCCUCGCGUUCAUGCGGUCGCGGAAUCCAAAUUUUGAUGGGAAGCCCAUGGACAUCAUGGACGGCUUCCAGCAGACGCAUAAGAGGACGCGGCCGCUGGGCCAGGGCGACUUCCUGAAGGUUCCCAAACCCUAUAGGUUGGCCUGGCAGUCGAUCACACCGGACUCGACACAAGGUAAAAAAAUGCGCAACCUCCAGAAGGCCCUGGCCAAGCACCAGCAGGGCGACAGCGAGGACCUCGACAAGUACUGCUGGAAGGAUAUCAGGCAAGUGCUCGAGGCGGGCGACGUGAAAUCAAGUGAGAGACCCCAGACGACGCACGACCCGACGCAUACGCCGCUGCACAAGGCGUGCUGGCGCGGCGACAUUGAUAUAGUUCGAAAAUUGGUCACGGGCUGCCACGCGUCGAUGCGUGCGAAGCUCGUGACGGCGUCGAAUAAAAUAGGGGCCACGCCGCUCCACCUAUGCUGCGACGGCUCGCGACCGUUUUUUGCGGGUGCGACGGGGCGGUGCGACAUCGCUAGACUUUGCUUGGCGAAUGGCGCGGACGUGAACGCGCGGGACGAGCGGGGGUGCACCCCGCUCCACAAGGCCUGCUACCAGGGCGACGCUUUAUUAUGCAAGGUUUUGCUUGAGCACGGCGCCGACGAAAACGUGGUGGAUGCGAACCAGCGCGUGCCGACGUCGGAGAGCGAGGGGAAAACACAGAGGCCCCACGCGCUCGAGGUCGCGGCGGCCAUCGAUUCUGUGAUUGGGCCCGAGCGGGCUCUGGUUCGGGCCCGAAAAUGCGCCGCGUCGGCCUACGUCCGCCAGGUCGUGCACGACGCCGUCAAGCGCGCGCGGCCGCCGCUGCCCUUCGCGCACCAGCUGUACCGCGAAAAGAAGUUCCCGCGCGCCAAUAGCAGAGAUCCGUCGCGAGCCAAAAUGAUGGCAAAGAAGUCGCGGUACCAGGUGAAGAAGGGGACGGACCGGCAAAAAAAGAAGGUAAGCAGUUUUUGAUGUAG
Molecule: messenger RNA, 1517 nt
Organism: Pelagomonas calceolata
Lineage: Eukaryota; Pelagophyceae; Pelagomonadales; Pelagomonadaceae
Source: the annotation of a GenBank genome assembly